AUGGAUGAAGAGUACGAUGCAAUCGUUUUGGGCACCGGCCUGAAGGAAUGUAUUCUCAGCGGAAUGCUUUCUGUGUCUGGAAAAAAGGUAUUGCACAUUGAUCGUAACAAGUAUUACGGUGGUGAAUCGGCAUCAAUUACCCCGUUAGAAGAAUUGUUCGCAAAGUUCAAUGCACCAACACCUGAUGAAUCUUAUGGACGUGGUCGCGAUUGGAAUGUGGAUUUAAUUCCUAAAUUUUUAAUGGCGAAUGGACUUCUUGUAAAACUAUUAAUCCAUACGGGCGUCACCCGGUACCUUGAAUUUAAAUCUGUUGAGGGUAGCUAUGUGUACAAGGGUGGUAAGAUCUCAAAAGUUCCCGUGGACCAAAAGGAGGCAUUGGCAUCGGAUUUGAUGGGUAUGUUUGAAAAAAGGCGUUUCCGAAAUUUCUUGAUAUAUGUCCAAGAUUUCCAAGAAGAGGAUGCUAAGACUUGGAAGGACUUUGAUCCUAGCACAGCAAAUAUGCAAUCUCUUUAUGAUAAAUUCGGCUUGGAUAAAAACACCCAAGAUUUCACAGGGCAUGCUUUGGCUCUGUAUCUGGAUGAUACUUACCUCCAGCAGCCUGCAAUUCAAACAAUUCGUCGCAUCAAGCUUUAUUCCGAUUCUCUUGCCCGGUAUGGCAAGUCACCAUACCUUUAUCCUAUGUAUGGUUUAGGAGAACUGCCUCAAGGUUUUGCUAGGCUUUCUGCUAUUUAUGGUGGAACUUAUAUGUUAGACAAGCCUAUUGAUGAGAUUGUUCUUGGUGAAGGAGGAAGAGUUGUUGGAGUGCGCUCAGGCAAUGAGGUGGCCAAGUGUAAGCAAGUGUACUGUGACCCCAGCUAUGUCCCCGAUAGAGUUCGUAAGAAGGGACAAGUGAUCCGAUGCAUUUGUUUGUUAGACCACCCUAUCAAUAAUACUAAAGAUGCGCUGUCUACCCAGAUCAUCAUACCACAAAAGCAAGUUGGAAGGAAUUCUGACAUUUAUGUGUCUCUGGUAUCAUACACCCAUCAAGUUGCUGCUAAAGGCUGGUUUAUUGCCAUGGUAUCUACUACAGUUGAGACUAAUGAUCCUGAGACUGAGAUUAAGCCAGGACUAGAUCUCUUGGGAUCCAUUAGACAAAAGUUUGUGUCCCUUACGGAUUACUAUGAACCUACUGAUGAUGGUAGCCAAAGUCAAAUCUUUAUUUCUGAAUCUUAUGACGCUACCACACAUUUUGAAACUACUUGCUUAGAUGUUCUUAAGAUCUAUAAGAGAGGCACUGGUGAAGAUUUUGACUUUUCCAAGGUUAAAUUGGAAUUAGGGGAGGAAGAGCAA
Brenthis ino (lesser marbled fritillary) is the source of this 1329-nucleotide messenger RNA. NCBI's taxonomy places the organism in Eukaryota, Metazoa, Arthropoda, Insecta, Lepidoptera, Nymphalidae. The record is from the annotation of a GenBank genome assembly.